Molecule: messenger RNA, 5247 nt
Organism: Galendromus occidentalis (western predatory mite)
Lineage: Eukaryota; Metazoa; Arthropoda; Arachnida; Mesostigmata; Phytoseiidae
Gene: Ack
Product: activated Cdc42 kinase
Exons: 8
Coding region: 1-4494 (1497 amino acids)
Biological process (GO): protein phosphorylation
Molecular function (GO): protein binding; protein tyrosine kinase activity; ATP binding
Source: RefSeq, a predicted model, not a curated record
AUGGAGUCCACCGACUGGCUGGUGGAUCUGUGUCGCGAUGUUCAGUUGGAACAGUUCGCGACCAAAAUUCGCGAGGAUCUCCAGAUAACCCGCAUCCAGCAUUUCGACUUCGUCGCGGCCGAAGACCUCGAGAAGAUUGGCAUAGCCAGGCCAGCCGCCAAACGUCUCCUGGAUGCCGUCAAGAAGUGCAAGGGAGGAUGGAGGAAGAGCAUUUUCAAAAACAUCAAACCGGAGAAGAAUGCAUCGAAAAGCGGCAAAAGCAGUCCAAUUCAACCUAGUCCAGCUGGCGCGCAACCUUCUGAAAACUUGACAUGUCUCAUCUCCGAGAAGGAAAUCACCCUGAAAACCAAAUUAGGAGGUGGGACGUUCGGUGUCGUGAUGAUGGGGGAAUGGACGACUUGUACGGGAAGGAUUGUCGACGUCGCUUGCAAAAUUCUCAAGGAAGAUCCGAAGCAGACGGGCACCUUCGACGACUUCAUCAAAGAGGUUGGGUCUAUGCACGCGCUCAAUCACCCCCAUCUUGUCAAACUAUACGGCAUCGUACUGGGCUCACAGCUUAUGAUGAUCACCGAAUUGGCUCCCCUGGGUUCGUUGAGGGAUCACUUGAAAAAGCACGGAUCGAAAGUAGCCAUCACCCGAUUAUUCGAUUACGCGGUACAAAUAGCUGAUGGCAUGGCAUAUCUAGAAGAGAUGCGAUUUAUCCAUCGAGAUCUAGCAUGCAGGAAUAUUUUGUUGUCAUCGAUAGAGAAGAUCAAGAUUGGCGAUUUUGGUUUGAUGCGGAAUCUCAAGGGCGAUCAGGAUUGCUACGUGAUGACGGAGCACCACAAGGUUCCAAUGCCCUGGUGUGCUCCUGAAAGCCUCACGUCCAGAAUCUUCUCGCACGCAUCUGACACGUGGAUGUACGGAGUCACCUUGUGGGAAAUGUUUUCGUUCGGUCGGGAACCUUGGAGCGGGCUCAACGGGGCAGAAAUUCUGAAGAGGAUCGACGCUGAAGGAGAACGCCUCGAGCAUCCUUCAGGCUGCUCCAACGACCUUUACCAGCUGAUGCUACAGUGUUGGCAUGAGACCCCGGAGUUAAGGCCAACUUUUGGGGCUCUUAAAGACUUCAUAUCCGCAAACCAACCCCAGCUGCUGAAACUUAUCAAGCUUCCCCAAACCCCUGGAGGAUCUACGGCGCUCCAGGAUAAUGAAUUGCGUAUGAAAGACGUCGUAGAAGGAGACAUCAUCGCCGUGAUCGAGGGUAGAAACGAUUACUACUGGUGGAAAGGUCAGAACCUUCGAACCUUUGAAGUUGGUCUCUUCCCCCGAAAUCAUUGCGAAUCGACCUCGUCAAAGAACUCCAAGGAUAUCUCCGCCCCCUUGCGGCACUCGUUCAUCCACACGGGCCAUUGCGACGCCUCCGGCAAGAAAUGGGGAAGUCCGGGGCACAUCGAUCAGAUGUACCUCUGUAACCCAGCUCAGCCCGAAGACUUGCUAGGCCUACCCCCACUGCCAAAAAAGCCUGCCUCAUGGUUGAAGGAUCUACCGAAUAGAUCCAAGAGCGUGAAACAGGCGAAGCAAUUCAGUUAUAUACACCUAAAGAAUGAGCUCUCGUCUCCGAACGAGCCGCCUCCUCCACAAUCUGCGUCAAGCUGUUCGCCGAAAAAUCUGGAGAACCGCAAUUUCAAUCAGCCAGCAGCGGUACCGAGCGCGGAUCUACUGUACGGCGAGAGCGAGAGUUACUUCGGUUGCGAUUCUAGUUUUGACAGCGUCACUUACGAAGCUCAGACCGAGUAUCAAAACGUAGACUCGAGGAACGAUCAGUCGUCAAGGUACUAUAGCGCAGUUCCCGAACUGGAAAAUUUGGCGAGUCAGGCUUUCGGUAUGAAAGCUCUGGUCCACGAAACCAACCGGAUCGAUGCGGACGACGAGGAAGACAGAGAUCACGCCUACAUGAAUGUGUGUGACGUUCCCUUGCCAAAUGGAAUGAAGAGGAACCCACAGGAACCGAGCAAGGUUAUAAAAGCGCCCGCCCCGCCAGCCGUAAAACCGUCUACCCAACCGAGCACGUUCCAGGAGUUCGUCGCUAGAGAAGACCAAAGAUUUAAUGACUGCAAAUCGCCAACCGAAGCAUCGGUCUACACGGCGUACAGCUCGAACUUUUGGGGCACAGAAUACGAUCCUCCAUUGACAGACGACGAGGGUUAUCGGAACAUUGAGUCAGCUUUGGACGAAGUCCCACCCGCCACCUACCUCAACAUUCAAGAAGCUCUGCCUGACGAUAAUCGUAGGGAACGGCGAGAGUUCCCUCCCGAUGUGGAUCUGUCGAAAAUCUCCGAUGAAACCCCGCCCGUCGUAUCCCGGCCGAAGUCCGAGACCGCUUCCUUGCCGAGACUCUCGUCCGAAAUCGUAGCCCAGAAUACCAUGUCACGAUUCAACCUCCCCUACCUGAAGAGCGGUAAGAAAGAGCCGGACAGCAGUACUGACAGCAAAGUGCCAAAAAAUCAAGCACAAAACGGUCACAGGGAUCCUCCGCCGAUACAGCUCCCGAAACCGUCCCAAGUCUCAAGUCAGAAACCUCCUCGAAACUCUCCGCCGAUGCAAGCCGUCAAGCCAGAACCGCAUCAGAUCCCAUCGGUGAUCCCGAACAAAACCGCCGAUGAGCGCUGGACGGCUUUCGACGAAAGUCCAGAUGAUUCCCCCGAGGACACGAAGAAUUUCAUGGUGAACAUAAGAACUUCGAUGUCGCCCACCAAAGACCCUCUCAGAAGCUCAACGGGAGCGCCUGCAGUGAUUCCGAAGCUUCCGCCCCCCGAAAAGAAGAAAGAGGCUACGAGGUCUUCGUCGUCUUCCGCCGUAACGGACUUGUCUGCGGUCGUAUUUCCGUCGCCCCCGGUAUUCGUACCACCAGCGAAUGCACUCUCUCCCUCAGGUACGGCGAGUUUGUCGGCUAUCAUGGCAUCUCCCGUCGCAGGCGAGAAUUUAUUCCCCGCUCAAUUCGGAGCGAGUCUACCUGCUACGCCUCAGCCGCAGAACUUCGCUCUGAAGACAUCUUAUUGCCCAGCGCCGUCGAAUCAGCCUUUGAUUCCGGCGCCGCAGACCCCGGACAAGGAAUCCCAGGAUUUAGAGAACCGGCUCGAGAAUUAUCUAGCCGCCAAACAACGGACCAGAACACUCGAAGAGAAGGCGAAACGCGAGCAAGAGGCUGCGCGUAAGCACGAAGAAGCGCUGAAAGCUCUGCAAGCACAAAAGAUCACCUGUCAAAAGCAAUUCCUCUCUCAGGCCAAGUCGCUUCAAUCCACCCAGCACGAGAGUUUACCUCCUUCGGGGAGCAAUGGUACGGUGAAUGGCUUCGAGGACUCCUUCAACUCGUUGCAGCUGGAAAAGACGAAACCGAAUGCUGCAGCUGAGAAUUCGAAAGCUGAGCUCCAAAUGCGAGCCCUCGCGAAUGACUUCAAUUCCUCGGUGAAAUCACCAACGGCAUCCGCGGCCGCCGGGACCAUCUCGGCUCGGGCUCCGACAAACCUUGCCGAGAGCUCGGCCUGCAAACUCAGCAAGGUUCUACCGAAUGGUAAUGCCCUUCUCCCGGCUAGCAUCGCCAAGACUAACGGACACCAGCCCACGGCAACCGUAGCCUUGCCUACCGCUCCUAUUUCUACGCCUGGCCCAGCCAAAUCGAACCCGGCCUCGAAGACUCUUGCCGGAUCGUCCGUGCUGCUCGGAGCCACCGCAAACCGCCCUCUACCUCCUUCGUCAGUGCCACUCGUGCCUACUCCGGUCCCGGCCGUGGCCGAAGUCAGGGGACAGAACCUCGGUGCUUUCUCUGGAAGCUUAGGUGAUUUGUUAGCUCCCGGUUCGAAGUCCUCAACCCUCACGCUGGAGGAUUUAGCUAAGGGCUCAAAACCCUUCGGUCAACUUAUGAAUUUCGGAAACAAUUUGAGUCGGUCUCAGGAAACGCUCCACAAACCGGCGCCGCAGCAAACAGCGUUCGUGCUGCCGUUGAAAUCAGCGAGCUCUGCCUGCAAUCCACGUCUCGCCGCAGGACCCAGUGGUCAAAAUGUGAAUAUUUUCUGCAACCAGCAACCUUUAGUUCCGACCCCUGUAAAUGUGAAUUCUCAGCGGAAGACGAUCCGAUCCUUCGACGAACUCAACGGCGCAGUGUCCCUCAUGGGAAUCGGGAACCCGACCGCCGAAGUGAAACCCUUCAUGGUGAGACCCCCUCCCCCACCGCCGCGGCAACCCGAGCUCGAGAAUCUCAAAACGUCUCCCACGCUCGUACAGCCGAGUAACACCGAGAUUCUGGCGAUGCAAACGCUUCUACCGGGCUCGUCAAGGGAGGAGUGUCUCGCCGCGAUCAUGGCGAACCCUGGUAAUAUCGAAGGAGCUCUACGUCAAAUCAAACUGGAUCAUUUAGUGAGACUCGGUAUCGCGCCAAGGCAGGUCUGUGAGAACGCUCUCAGAAACCAUCAAUGGAAUGUCGAUCAAGCCGCCUCCGCUCUUUUGGACUCAAGAUGAUCUUCACAGGCCAGUGCGAGACCGAUUAGCGGUUGCCGUCGUCGGAAAAGCCGUAUGAGCGCUGUCGAAACAUGUAAAUUACACGACAAGACACAGAACGAAACAUACACAUCGCUUCUUAGAAACAAACUCCUGUGAUGCACCGGAGCUCCGCAGCCCAAGUUCAUAUGAUCUCAAUCCCAGUAGACGACUUUUUCUUCCAAAGCUUCAAAAUGAGCGACCACGAUUCCUCCCCUGAGGCGAGCAAGUGAAUUUAGUCGCAAGCUCGUGGAGCGACCGCACAGCUCGUCGAGAAUUCCUCCGGGUAUAAUCCCUCCUGCGUCGCGGUCACAGCUCUACCUGUAGUCGAGAUCCAGGUUGUCCUCUCUUCGACGCUCAACGAUCUGAGAAUCCACCGAGCUCAUCCGAGUGCCGCAUCUCUACAGAGGGCGCGGAGAGCGACCUUGAUUUUUUUUUAUCAUUGUUAUCUCUCAGUUCAUUUCGCUUCCGACCUGAACAAUGUCAAUAAUUCUGAAUCGAUGUCUGAUAUGCGUGACGAUGACGGAGCAAGUCCCUGUACACAGAGUCAACACACGUUGCCGAGUAUUGGAACUUUUCAAUCUUUCUGAUAGUUCCGGAAAUGGCCCCCUGAGAGAUCUGAUAUUUUCGGAGACUCCCCAACACUAGCGUACCCUGUUUCGGAAUCUCUAGUUCCUACGGUGGGAAGUCAUUUGAUCGCCAUCGAGCGAUUCUGCUAUUGAAUUGAUCCCUCCU